Molecule: messenger RNA, 1852 nt
Organism: Tinamus guttatus (white-throated tinamou)
Lineage: Eukaryota; Metazoa; Chordata; Aves; Tinamiformes; Tinamidae
Gene: BROX
Product: BRO1 domain and CAAX motif containing
Source: RefSeq, a predicted model, not a curated record
UUUAGAUUUAUUGUAAACAGCCGUGCGGAAAGAAAAUGACCCACUGGUUUCAUCGCAACCCCUUGAAGGCCACAGCUCCUGUUUCCUUCAAUUUUUAUGGGGUAGCUACCACUCCUGGUGCGACAAAGAUUUGCAAUGAUAUCAGAUUAUCUCGAACACGGCUGUUGGAGCUGUUUACUGACUUGAGUUGUAAUCCAGAAAUGAUGAAAAAUGCAACUGACUUAUAUUUCUCACUCUUGCAAGGUUUUAUUAUUUCACUGGAUGACUCUUCCCAAGAAUCUAAGUUGCGAUAUAUUCAGAAUUUCAAAUGGACAGACACAUUGCAAGGACACGUUCCAAGUUCCCAGCAGGAUGCAGUAUUUGAACUGGUUUCUAUGGGAUUUAAUGUGGCUCUGUGGUACACAAAAUAUGCAUCAAGACUUGCUGGAAAAGAAGAUAUAACAGAAGAUGAAGCAAAAGAUGUUCACAGAAGCCUGAAGAUUGCAGCUGGGAUUUUUAAACAUUUGAAGGAAAGUCAUGUUCCAAAACUGAUUACACCUGUAGAAAAGGGAAGAGAUUUAGAAGCUCGACUUAUAGAUUCGUACAUCAUACAGUGCCAAGCUGAAGCUCAAGAAGUGACAAUUGCCCGGGCUAUUGAGUUGAAACACAAUCCAGGUUUAAUAGCUGCUCUUGCUUACGAAACAGCAAACUUCUAUCAAAAAGCUGAUCAAACACUAUCCAGUUUGGAUCCAGCCUUUGUAGGUAAAUGGAGGAAGUACUUAAACUUGAAGACUUGUUUCUAUAUGGCCUAUGCAUACUGUUACCAUGGUCAGACUUUGCUGACCAGUGAUAAGUGUGGAGAAGCAAUCAGAUCUCUGCAGGAAUCAGAAAAAUUUUUUGCCAAGGCUGAAGUAUUGUGCAAAGAAUAUGGAGAGACCAAAGGACCUGGGACUACAGCCAAACCUUCUGGACAUCUCUUCUUUAGGAAAUUAGGAAGUUUGAUUAAGAACACUCUAGAAAAAUGCCAGAGAGAGAAUGGAUUCAUUUACUUUCAGAAGGUGCCAUCAGAGGCUCCCCAGCUGGAACUGAAAGCAAACUAUGGCUUAGUAGAGCCUGUUCCUUUUGAAUUUCCUGCCCUGAAUGCACACUGGACUCCUGAAACACUUGCUGCAUUUGAUCUCACCAAGAGGCCAAAGGAUGACACUGCUAAACCGAAACCAGACGAAGAUGUAAAACCUCUGAAGGAACCAGAUAUAAAGCCUCAGAAGGACAGCGGCUGCCAGAUUUCUUAAGUGCCAUAAGUGCUUUGAAUUUCCUUUAAAAGCAUAUUAAUUGGACUUUGGGGCUCUUUGUUCUGAUCCUCCUUUUUCUGAGUCUUCUUUUUAAUUUAGAAUACUAAUUUAAUCUGCUUUUGUUAGUACGAAUCUAUCUUGCCUGAGAAUGUGGUGGAUUUUUGGAAGAAAUGUAUUUAUAUUUGACUUAUUUUUGGUUUUAGCAGGAUAUCAUAGAAUGAAUGGGCUUAAUUGUCCCUAUUGUGCCUCUAGAGAGUUUCUUUUUAUGGGGGUUUAGUUUCUACCCACAAAUAGCGAAGAAAGAAUUAUGACUGUAACACUUGAGGAUUUUCCAUUAAAUUGUAUGCUAUAUAAUGUCAACUUCUGCAAGCAGAUAUUAGCAUGAACAGUUGUAUUUAUUUAGGUUUGUCCCAAAGGCUUAACUCCCUGUCAUGUUCUGAUUUACUUAACUGUAAUGACUGAAGAAAAGCUGGAUUUGGUAUGUAGCUUUUGUAUAGUGUUUCACAGGGCUUUCACAGAAUUGGGAAAACUUGAAGCUCUGCAUAAUGAGAGCACAGUUUAUAUUCUUCUAAAGCUAUUGC